Oncorhynchus nerka (sockeye salmon) is the source of this 5908-nucleotide messenger RNA. RefSeq names its product ankyrin repeat domain-containing protein SOWAHC-like. Lineage: Eukaryota; Metazoa; Chordata; Actinopteri; Salmoniformes; Salmonidae. The transcript has a single exon. Gene Ontology annotation, molecular function: protein binding. The record is from RefSeq and is a predicted model, not a curated record. Bases 1103 to 2836 code for a protein of 577 amino acids.
CCUGAUUUUGAUAAGGGAUUGUGAGAAGAUUCGUUUUGCAACCACUCGAAACAGAAUUACAAGUGAACGCGAUCGUUUGACAUUCUGCUGUUUGGGGCGUUAUGCCACGUUCAAUACAACUGGGAAAAUCGAUUUGAACAGCCAUCCAACUAGGAAUUCCAACUCUUCCUAGAGCUCUGACUUUCCGAACUUAAAAUACAGACUUCAUUAUUUGACCUCGUAUUUUUCCGUGUUUUGAACGCUUCCAUUAUACCACAGAUAGACAUUGAGCCAGAUAUUAAACCGGAUGUAUAAAUGUGAAGCAUCCGGUUGGCGUUUCCUCUCACUACCAAAUAUGUUAAUGCGAGGAAGCCCAGUGACCGGCAUGGUGAGAUGAUGGAGUGAGAUGGAUUUUGGCCAACAUUCUGCUAAUUUUCUAAUCGAUGAAACAUUUGAUCUCCAUGCAGUUUUAUGUUUCCAAAACUAUAAUCUAUAACAAACAGAGUGGACUGCGUUUUGCAGACUUUACCCUUUGCCAAAGUAAAACAAAAAUGCGUUGUUUAGGAGUGCGAAUUGCCUUAUUGCACACGCGCACUUCAUAGUAUGCGUUUCCUAACGAAAAUAUGCAAAAAAAUACUAGAACGUGCCGUUGAGAUCGCACUAGCUAGUGCAUGGCUCUUCCCAUCUCCUUGCUUGUUCUACCCACCAUGAUUAAUUUCCUCCCAUUGGAAACGACAGCCUCUGGUCUAUCUUGGGUUAGUUAUAAAAAUCUUUGGUUCUACGUUCAUUCAUUACCCAAGGGUAACUAUAUCUCCUCCUUUCUCGAAUGUCUCUGUAAUGCAUCGUUGUGACCAUAGAAAUAAAACGGAUAGACAGGUCUGCUUGCAAAAGUGGGUCCUUCCUUACUCUGGGUGGGGUGACAGUUCUAUUAAUUUCUAUUCUGUAUCAAAGAAGCACAAGGUCUAAGGAUGAUGUGAUGAGACAACACCAACCAGGGCAGGUGAAAAUCGUAUUUGUACUGGCUGAUUAAACUCUAGCUAAUGUAUAAUGAAUAUAUUUUUAUUUAUUUGAUCUGUAAGUGGUUUACCGUAGCCUUUUAAUUAAUUAUUUGUUUUAAUCAGUAAUGGCGACCGAGUGCACCCAAGAAGCGGUUGUUCAAUUUCUAACCGAGCGAGGAGGGAGAGUGAAAAACCAGAUAUUCAUUGACUAUUUCAAAGCUGUUUUUCCAGAAGACCCUGACCAGAAAGCAAUUGUUCGGGAGAAAUUCAAGGGAUACGUGGACAAUGUCGCAUUUGUAAAGUUGGAGAAUGGAGUGAAAUGUGUAUGUUUAAAAAAGAAGUAUCGAGUUUCAUUGAAGUGUACAGUGGAAAAAGACAGCGAGUGCAAUGGUAACGGGACAGGCACCCUAUUGGAACAAGAGGACAGCGGUGCUGCUAUAUCAAAAUCAUAUAAGAACUUGAUAGAAGAUUGUGCACCACAACUGCAUCUGUCAGUAUCAUCUGCUGGGCAUGUGCACUCUUGGGAAAUCACUGCAAACGAAGAGGCACAAGACAUUUCACUUGGCUCAGGUUACGGAACUGACAAUGCCACGAGAGCGAGACCGCCUGACAUUUCUGGAAUUCUUUUGGAAGGUAAAAUUGUAGAAAGAGCUGCGUCAACAAGGUCUGUAGUUCAAAAUACUAGUUUAUCAGACAAUAUGGGAAAUGCGUUAGGCAUUGGUGGUAAUGCAGAGAAGAAAUUGACCAAGGGGGACAUUCAUUGCAACCGCACGACAUUGCAACCGCAUGACAUACCGCAAAUUGCAGUGAUUGAGGCGUCACCUUUACCUACAUCCGCGGAUGGCUCUAUGUUCCCCUUACCCAUACGUCCAUUUCCAGCUAAUGCACAGGACAGCCUGCUGUCCCGUCACCCUUCAACAGAGGACGGGGCAGACGAAAGCCAGUAUUAUGAUUUUCAACAGAGCAUAUCUGGGAGUGACAGCUACACACCUAAGAGUAGCCGUAAUAACUUUAUUGAGCUCAUGAUGAACAGCUCCCUCCAGGUGCGAUGCAGCAUGGUGUUGAGGAACUCGGACUCCGCCUCUGUGGUUUCCUCUACUACAGACGAAGACGGUGCUUCAGUCACUCUGGACCCGUUGGAACACGAAUGGAUGAUGUGUGCAUCCGACGGCCAAUGGGAGAGUCUCCACCGUCUCCUUUCCUCUGAACCGAACCUUGUCAUGAAGAAGGAUUUUGUGACUGGGUUCACCUGCCUGCACUGGGCCGCAAAGCAGGGCAAACAAGAGCUGCUGGCGCUCCUCGUGAACUUUGCCAAACAACACACAGUGCCCAUCAACAUCAACGCCCAAUCAAGUGCCGGCUACACGCCCCUACACCUAGCAGCAAUGCACAACCAAGUUGAGGUGGUGAAGUUACUGGUAGGAGCCUAUGACGCAGACGUAGAGGCCAGAGAUUACAAUGGGAAAAGGGCGUGUCAGUAUCUUACAAACAGUGUGGCCGUUGAUAUCCGUGACAUCAUCGGGGCGGGUGUUGGCGGCGACUCGGACUCAGAGAACACAGACUAUGGGGAUGGGGGACGUUGGAGGUUGUCUAAAGUUCUCCAGUCUAAUCUGACGCCCCUCAAACUGCACAAUCACAGCGAGGAGGACACAGGUGAUGGAGUAGACCAGGCCAGACAGAAACCCUUGCUGAGGAAAUCGUCCUUUAGCAAGAUGAGGCCCAAACUCCAGAAGAUCCGCUUCAGAUCUUCGCAGAUAGUUCACAGCACUUCGUUCCCAGCACACUGUGAGACAGAGGAGCUUAACGGGUCCAGGAAAAGCUCAUUUAAAUCCAGACCCAUGUCAAAUCUGUUUGGCUGAAGAAUAGCCUCUAAGUACACCCGACAAAGAGCAAAUCAAACUACUACAGUGCAGAAUGACUGACACAAUGGGGUAUAGUUUGAUGUUACAAGUUUUUGUUUUUUUGUGGCAUAGGCCAAGUCUGGUGUUACACAUACUUAAGGGUUUUUACCCCAGGCAUUAUAUGAAUAUACUGAACUAACAGAAUAUGGUAUUACAUGAUCUAUUGAGUAACUGGCCAGAUGGUCACCCCUGGUUAGGCUAAAAAUAUCUGUGAUAACUCUCUUAUCAUUCCGAAGUAGCCAAGUAGGUCUUAUUGUUUGUCUGCUUGAACCCUUAACGUACGUGUAAAGCUGUCUGUAACCCACUGGGCAAAGAUGUCAUUUUAAACGUCUAGUUUUGAUUUCCAUUUGGUUGAGUUGAACUAAUUUGAAUUCGGUGUGAAAUCAACAAAAAAUGACACAAUGUCAUUGGAUUUAGGUUAAAAGUUGGGUGAUUUAAAAAGAUACGAUUAACUUACAUUGAUUACUUUUUUUCAAAGCCAAUCAGUUUUCCACGUUGGUUUGAUGCCUUCAUAUUGACUUUCUUGGGGGGUUGAAAUGACUUGGGAACCAGGUUGACUCGAUCUGUUUUUGCCUAGUGGGAAGUGUUUAAACGUCAAGUUAUUUCACCACAUGGUAGAAACAAUGUCAUUGAUUUCACAACGCUUGGGAACAAUUCUAUGUUAUUACUGUCAGACUGUUAUUCGUUUAUUCUCCCUUUUAUAUUUACGUUGCUUAAAGCACUUUGAUUUUAAACUGUUAUUGAUCCAGCUUUCCUGCGGUUGAUGCCAUUCAGUCCACCUGAAAGACUUUGAGAUGGGAAUUUAGUUCCUCUUUGUGUUCAAGUGGACGAUUGGAGGCCAACGAAAAGGCCUCUGGUCCUUUACGUCUGUAAUCAGGGUCAGUAGAGGAGAUUUCUGUGUCACAAGGUAUGCAGUUGUAGAGUGCAUGGUAGGCCGACUGUUUAUAGUGAUGAAAGAUCAGGUCUCAUAACUAUUCACGUUUAAAAAGGUACAUUUUUUUGACCUGAUAGCUCCUUAUUUUGAGUUGUCUAAGGUUACAGUCGGCUGGUUUCAAGUUGUAGGUUACCCUCUGUUCUGUUUUAUAUCAACAAGCUCAGGCUUGCUGACCCAGGAGAGCCUAGCUCAGCUGAGAGUGAGCAAGAGAGACUAGUGUACAUUUAGUGCCUUCAGAAAGUGUUCAUACUCCUUGACUUAUUCCACAUUUUGUUGCGUUACAGCCUGAAUUCAGAAUUGAUUAAAUAUAUGUGUUUCUCACCAAUCUACACACAAUACGCCAUAAUGACAAUGUGAAAACAUGUUUUUAGAAAUGUUUGCAAAUGUAAUUAAAAAAAAAAAAAUAAUGCAUAAAUAUCUCAAUGACAAAAGUAUUCACACACCUGAGUCAAUACUUUGUAGAAGCACCUUUGGCUGCUAUUACAGCUGUGAGUCUUUCUGGGUAAAUCUCUAAGAGCUUUCCACACCUGGAUUGUACAGCAUUUGCCCAUUUAUUUAUUUUUUAUUCAAGCUCUGUUCAAAUUGGUUGUUGAUCCUUGCUAGACAACCAUUUUCAGGUCUUGUCAUAGUUGUUCAAGUAGAUUUAAGUCCAAACUGUAACUCGGCCACUCCGGAAAAUUCACUGUUAUCUUGGUAAGCAACUCCAGUGUAGAUUUGGCCUUGUGUUUGAGAUUUUUGUCCUGCUGAACUGUGAAUUCAUCUCCCAGUGUCUGGUGGAAAACAGACUGAACCAGGCUUUCCUCUAGGAUUGCGCCUGUACUUACCUCUACUCCAUGUUGCAAUUUUUUUUGCAGUAUUACUUUAGUGCCUUGUUACAAACAGGAUGCAUGUUUUGUAAUAUUUUUAUUUGGUACAGGUUUCCUUUUCACUCUGUCAAUUAGGAUAGUAUUGUGGAGUAACUACAAUGUUGUUGAUCAAUGCUAAGUUUUCUCCUAUCACAGCCAUUAAACUCUUUCACUGUUUAAAAGUCACCAUUGGCCUCAUGGUGAAAUCCCUGAGCGGUUUCUUUCCUCUCCGGCAACUGAGUUAAGAUGGACGCCUUUAUCUUUGUAGCGACUGGGUGUAUUGAUACACCAUCCAAAGUGUAAUUAAUAACUUCACCAUGCUCAAAGGGAUAUUCAACAUCUGCUUUUUUAUUUUUACCCAUCUACCAAUAGGUGCCCUCAUAGCCGUGGGGAGUAAGGGUGCUGAAGGUGCUGCAGCACCCCCUGAAAAAUCAUAAUAAUAAAAAAAAUAUGAAUAAAAAAUAUAAAUCAUCUUUUGGAAAAUAACAUUUUUUUUCACAAAAGUGAUGCACUGGGCCUUUAAUAGUCCUGUAUUAGUGAAUUGAUUUAGCCUUCUGUUAUAGCCUUUAGUUUUUGUGCAAUUUUGCACUGAAUUCUAACACUUAUUUUUACUCUGCACGUUUGUUAUUUGUUAAUAUAACUGGAGUUUAUUUAAGAUUUUUUAUAUUUAGCAAAUCAUUGUCUCACAUGUACUAGUCUAAUUGUUUGUCUAUAUUAGAUUUAAGGCCUACUACAUAUGGCAUUAACUGUUUUGGGGGAAUUUAAUGGUUUCUCAGUCAAUGGUUUUUAUUGCUGAAUAGCCUACAGUAAUGCUACAUAGUUUACUGAUUUUGCUACUUGAUUUUAUUGUACAGUUUUGUAUUCUUGCAAAAUUAGCUCUUACCUUUUUAUUAUGCAAUUAUUAUUUUUUGUUCUUUUAUCAACCACUUGCUGCUAAUUAUGAUAUUCAAAGGGCUGGAACGGUAUUUCUCUUGUCUGUCUGUACAAUAAAUUAUAUUAUAGUCCUCUUUUUGAUGAUCAAACAAAAGAAUGUUAACAUAAAAAAAAUCUGACACCACACUGUCUACAAUCAUUUAAGAUCCCCAUGUUCAAUACUCUCUGUCUUCAAUAAUGUUUUCAAAGCUAAGUCUGUAUUCUUAUCAUUUGGAAACGUAUUCCUACAUCUUUGUGUUGCUUAACAGAAAUAUCAAACUACUGUUAGCUCUGCCUUUACCCAACCUGAUAAAUAAACUGUCAUACUGUCACUAUUGA